AUGGUGGUGAUUGGUGGAUGGUGGUGGUUGGUGGUGACAGGUGGUGGUUUUUGUAGGUGGGGUUGGGGCUGGUGGCGGCGGGUGGUGGUGAUGGGUGGUAGUGGUGGGUGGGUGGUUGCGAGUCGUGGUGAUAAUGAUGGGUGGUUGUUUUGGUGGGUGGGUGUGGGUGGUGGUGACAGGUGGUGGUGGUUGGGUGGUGAUGAUGGUGGGUGGCGGUUAUGGUGGGUGGGUGGAGGUGGGUGGUGGGUAGUGAUAGGUGGUGGGUGUUGA
Molecule: messenger RNA, 270 nt
Organism: Lactuca sativa (garden lettuce)
Lineage: Eukaryota; Viridiplantae; Streptophyta; Magnoliopsida; Asterales; Asteraceae
Source: RefSeq, a predicted model, not a curated record